Didymosphaeria variabile is the source of this 1557-nucleotide messenger RNA. RefSeq lists its product as uncharacterized. The transcript has 3 exons. The coding region runs from base 1 to 1557 and encodes 518 amino acids. NCBI's taxonomy places the organism in Eukaryota, Fungi, Ascomycota, Dothideomycetes, Pleosporales, Didymosphaeriaceae. The record is from RefSeq and is a predicted model, not a curated record.
AUGAAAAUUGUUACCUUCAUGAUGCUUUUUGCCGCAGCCUUCUAUCUCGUUACACUUUCGCUUCCUGUCUAUGCAAAGACUAUUGACUACAAAAAAGCAUGGACAGCAAAAGGCGAUAAGAUACCCAACUUCUCUUUCGCAGGCUAUCAUCAGUCCGAGAUUGGCUUACCGGCUUUGAGCACGCCUGCCAAGAAGACUCUGAGCCCUGGAUCUGGAGACAUGUCUACUGCGAUUCAAGCCGCUCUUGACGAAGUCUUCCAAGCUGGAGGUGGCGUGGUCGCGCUCAAGGCUGGCACAUACGCGCUUUCUUCUGGACUGCUUAUCCAAAAUGGCACCACCCUCAGAGGCGCGGGUAUCGGCAAAACUUUCCUGACCGUAAAAGAUCUUAGCGAGGAUGUGGCGACCCUGGGCAAAACGAGUGGUCAAGAGAAAAGGAGUAAGAGCAUCAAGAUUACCGACGAUUAUGUCCCUGCUGGCACUGGUACUGUACAUGUCGCCGACGCAAGUGGUCUUUCUGUCGGAAUGAACGUGUAUGUAGAGCGAGGCAUCACGCAAGCAUGGGUGGAUGCGAUGGGCAUGACUGCUCACAAGAAGGAAGAUGGCUUUCCUCGAGACUUCACGUGGCUGGAGGUGAGUCAUUCCUUCGCCGAGGGCACUGUGUCCAAUUGUACUGACAAAAGCCAGCCCGGUAAACUCGUGCAGCAACCACGCCGCAUCAAGUCUAUGAAUGGCAAGGCUGUCUCUUUCACAGUCCCACUUACGGACUCGUUAGACGCAGAGAAUGGCAUCAUGUCGCCUAUCCAGCUCACACCCUAUACGCCUCCUACGCAACCCUCCGAAAUGGGUAUCGAGAACCUGAGCAUGCGCGUCAAGCCGUCUUGCUCUGGCAGAAUCCUUGGUGAUACCACAUGUUCCUCAUCUGCAGUUCACAUUCCUUCCUGGACUACUGAUUCAUGGGUGCGUAACCUCGACCUCACCGGCUUUAACAACCACAUCACUAUACUGCAAUCGGCAUCGCGCAUCACGAUCACUACAGUCACCAUGAACCGUGACGGCACAACGGACAAUGGGAAAGGGUAUGCACUUGAUGUUGCUAUCGACGGAACGCAAGUGUUGGUACAUAAUGUAAAAACUCUCGGAAAGAAGGAUUCAAGGAGUUAUAGCGUUGCGACGCAAAGCCUUACGCCAGGUCCGAACGCAUGCAUCGGUUACGAAGCGGAGCAGGCCAUCGAGAGCAUCGAGCCACACCAGCGAUGGGCUCACGGGUUCCUCAAUGAGGGUAGCAAAGUGGCCGCCGUGCUCUACAGAAAUCGCGGCAGCGCAGGGAGUGGACACGGUUGGACGAUAAACAAUGGUGUAUCUUGGAAUUCUAACUCGUCAGCUGUCACCAUGCAGGAUCCGCCACUCGGCCAAAAUUACUGCUUCGGCUGUGUGGGGCCCAAAUCCAAGAAAGCAGGCUACGAGACUAACAGCACCGGUGAAUACGGGUCGUUCGUGGACCCGCCGAGUCUGUUCGAGGCACAGCUGAAUGAUCGUGGUUUUGAGUUCAAGCUUUGA